Messenger RNA from Ceratitis capitata (Mediterranean fruit fly), 1031 nucleotides. RefSeq lists its product as uncharacterized. The transcript has 8 exons. Gene Ontology annotation, biological process: sodium ion transport. Gene Ontology annotation, molecular function: sodium channel activity. Lineage: Eukaryota; Metazoa; Arthropoda; Insecta; Diptera; Tephritidae. Bases 60 to 590 code for a protein of 176 amino acids. Gene Ontology annotation, cellular component: membrane. The record is from RefSeq and is a predicted model, not a curated record.
CUUUUCUGGAAGUUGAACAACAAAGUUGUGAAAAAAUAUUUACAUUUCACGAUCUUGAAAUGGGUUACUGCUUUUUAGCUAAUAACAUUAUGGACCACAACCACAUAGAUGAACUGCCACUAAAAUUUAGUACGUUCGGAGAUGGAAAUUCAUUAAGGAUGUUUCUGAAGCAAGAGUCUCUAUGGAAAUAUGAGAUGUAUGUACAUAGCAAUGAGGAUAUACCGUAUUUUGGAUUGCUUUCACAAACCCUAGGACAAGAUCAUAAAAAAUAUAUUUAUAAUAUGGAGGAAAUCCAAAACAGUUUGGAUGUUAAAGAUGAAAACCUUAAAAAACGAAAGUGCAAGUUUCCAAUGGAAAUAAUUUUCGGAUCCUCUUACCCCUACAGCUUUUCAUCAUGCAUGAGCGAUCUUAGAAUUGUCUUGGAGCUAAAGAUUUGUAGCUGCACAUUGUUCACAUCUCCGAAAAAAUUUUUUAACUUUUUCUGCAAUAUUACUGGAAUGACAUGCAUAUCCAAGGGUAAAUUAUAUAGUAUUGAAACAUGUAACGAUGCCAUUCAAAACCGUAGCACACCACAAGUUGAAAAGCAUUAAAUAAAAUACUGAAAACAAGAUAAUUUUCAAAGGCAGCGAGAGAAAAUUUUUAUAAAAAUCGGAUAUUACUUCAAAGGCCAAACAAAUCGCUAGAGAAAAAUAUGUCUGUUACCCGUCAUGUUCCGAGCAAAAACUACAAUUUGUUGGGUCGGUUGAAGUUAAAAAUAUUUACCGUCCAAACUUUUUAUUGGUAGAUAUCGAAAUACAAAAUAUUCCUUCACUACGAUGCAUUAGAAGUGUUACUCAAACCCACCAAGAUUUAGUAGUUUCUGCUGGAGGAGUAAUAGGUCUUUUUGUAGGAACUUCUAUACUUAGUGGAAUUGAAAUUGUCUAUCUUUGUUGUAAAAGAUUAUAGAUCUAUGAAUAUGAAUUGAACUAAAUAAAUUUCAAAUGAAAAUGUCAAUAAUGAGACGCUUAUGUCACUUGUUUGCUAAUCGAAAA